Maudiozyma saulgeensis is the source of this 675-nucleotide messenger RNA. The record is from the annotation of a GenBank genome assembly. Lineage: Eukaryota; Fungi; Ascomycota; Saccharomycetes; Saccharomycetales; Saccharomycetaceae.
AUGUUUCCUCGUUCUAUUAUUAAGCAAACUUCUUUAAGUUUUAAAACUAUAUCUAUUAGAAAUAUAACGUUUUUAAAUAAUGGUUCACGUAUUUGUGGUAUUAGAAGAGAUCCAUCAUCAUAUAUGAAAAAUCCAAAUGGUUUAGAAUAUAAUUCAUUAAAUAAAAAUAUUUGUCAAGAUAAAGUACGUUCAAUUUUACAAUUUGAUAAAUUUAAUAUUAAAUUAUCCGAUGAAAUUAUUUUACAAUGUUUAACACAUAAAUCUUUCGCUCAUGGUAAAGUACCAUAUAAUGAAAAAUUAUAUUUAUUAGGUGCCCAAUUUUUAAAAUUACGUACUUCAAUACAUUCAUUAAAAAAUGGUAAUAGUACAAACUUAAUUAAUGGUAUGAAUUUUACAAAUUUAGGUAAUAUAACAAAUAAAUCAUUAAAUUCUAAAAAAAAUAUUACAAAAUUAAUUAAAAUUGCAGGAAUUGAUGACAUAAUUUUUUGGAAAAUGAGAGAUCCAUCAGGGAAUGCAAAAAUUAAUGGUGAAGAUCGUGUAAUUCAUACAGUAUUAAAUUCUUUAAUUGGUGCUAUAUUAACAACAAAUGGGACACAAAUAGCAACUCAAUAUGUUGAUGAUUUUUUAUUAAAUAAAAAUAAUGAAUUAUCACUUAUAAAUAUUGCAACAGAAUAA